This is a messenger RNA of Jaminaea rosea, 3373 nucleotides long. RefSeq lists its product as hypothetical. Lineage: Eukaryota; Fungi; Basidiomycota; Exobasidiomycetes; Microstromatales. The coding region runs from base 95 to 3166 and encodes 1023 amino acids. The record is from RefSeq and is a predicted model, not a curated record. The transcript is spliced from 2 exons.
AACAGCAGCGGACCAAAGCGCUGUGAGGCUGCGCGACUGCGCACUGAGUAACCCACACACCACGAACCAAUUACAGGCGGCUCCUCGACCAUAGAUGCCUCGAGCAGGCUUGACCGAUCACCCUCGCUUCGGACCCUCCCAUAGACCUCCCUCAGAAAGAAGACUCGCAUCCAGCCCUACGCAUUCCGGCGCGUCUUCUCCCGUACCAUCCAUUCAAGGCUUUCAGCGGCAGAUUAUACCUUCGCCGCAACAAGCAGCAUCCACAAGUAGACACAGCAAGCAACCAUCGCCCUCUGCAGCAAUCAUGUCGUCCUCGCAGGGCCCAAAGAGAAUACCUCUGCCAGGCAGAUCCAGGCGACCCAAGUCAUCCAACCGCAAGGUAUCCAGACCGGAGCGCAAGGCGUCGGUACGCAAGGAGUCGUACGACCUGGACGAAGAUGAGGCCGCAGAUGACGAUGUCGAUGCUGCUUUAAAGGAUGAUUCGGACCUGUCCGACGCUCCUUCCCUCCCAUCACCCUCUACCAACGACCUCGAGCACUCAGACUCGGACGGCGAAAUGGCCGCUAAGCUCCAAGCAGCAGGCGAUGGCGAGUCUCUCCUCGGCUCAGGCGAGUCAGGAGACGAGCAAGAAGAUGACGAGGAGCGGUUCAUCGUCGCAGAGACAAAGGCAAAGGCGCGAAACUCGAUGAGGGCGAGGCAGCGUGCGAGACGCGCAAGCGUCCGAAACCAUGGCGAAGGUAGCAGCAAUGGCGUUAACGGUGGCGAAGGCGACGAUGUCGACAAUCUUUCCGACAUCGGCUCAAUGUCACCCGACACGAUGCGCCUGCUCGGCCUCUCAACAAUUGGCGACGAGCUGCUGCAAGAGCAGACUGGUUUCCAUAGCGACUCUGAGCCCUCUUUCACCGACUUCUUCGCCUCAGACGAUGAAGGGCUCCAAGCAGCGGACGACGAGGGAGCCAAUGCAAUGACGACGGACGACGACGAGCUCACCUCAGACGACGAUGACGAAGAAGACGACGACAUCAGCGACAUCGAGGACACACUCAUGGGCAUCGAUGAGCCCUUUCUCGCUCACGUCGGCGCAGUCAAUGGCGCACCGCAGACGGCUGAGCAGCUUCAAGCGGCAAUGGAAGCUGGGGCUCAGAUUGCUGCACAGGACAUCCCGCUGCUCGUCAUCGAAGAUCUCGACGGCCGACUCAUCUACGCGCGCGCGGGAGAUGGCGAGGCCGUGUUCGGGUCAGAUGGAGAGUUUGAAUUCGUAGACGAGUCUAGCUCGGAUGACGACUCGGACGAUGAGGUCGACGACUUGGGACUGGACGCUCGCGACCCUCGUUGGGCGGCAACGGCGGCCGAGUGGGAAACGCAGGGGCAGGGCAGCAGCAGCGGUAUGACUCGACUUCCAGCGAGCAGGGCUGCAAGCAGGGACGCGGACGUUUUUGAAGACGACGGAGAUACAACUGACGAGCUGCCGGACGAGGAGAUGCCCUUCCCGCGUCUGCUAGUUGGAUCAGUCGACCCAAGAGGAGGACGCACAUCUCGCCGAGCUCGAGCUCUGGCUGCGCAGAUGAGGAGGCUGUCACCCAACACGGCAGGCGCGAGUUCUAGCAAGGUGGCCGAAGAAGUCGGUACCAAUCCUUCAAAUCCGCAAGAGGGCAAUGCUACCUCACCAUCAAGGCCAUCACCGAGUACUGCCGCGGUACCACCCGCAACGCCAAGCAACGGUGAUGCCCGCGAAUCGCCAGACGCACGACCAGCCAUGGGCUCCUUUAUGCCUUCAUCUACCAAGUCAGUGCAUCGUGCAGUCAUCGACGGCUCACGCCAAGCUGCUUCACCGUUCACGAGCAAGUACUCGCUGCAGCGCAAGGGCCUCGCUGGCAAGCGCAGACCACGCCGCUCUGCCCUCGAAGCCCCUGGACAGAGCGUCGCAUCGAAGCGGGCUCGUCGCGACGACACAAGUGAGGCGCCGUCCUCGCCCGAAGUCAGGAGCGCUCCGCUCGCAAUGGAUCUCGACGAUGUAGUGGACGGCUCGAUGCUGUGGCGUAGCAGCGACUCGUCGGAUGAGGAGCAGGACUCGGAUGCAGCCUCGGAGAGCACGGCAGCUGCGGACGGGGUCACUUCUCGCUCUCGUCGCUCUUCGACCACCUCAGGCGCUCCGUCAGGUUACGCAAUGACGUCCAGUGCCUUUUCUCGCUGGCGUAAAAUCCCCAUGGGCGCAUUCCGAGACCAGCAGCAGUCCCGUGCCGGAGGCGGAGGAGCUGGGCCGUCCACGACGCCUGCUCCGCCUCAGCCGAUGAUGGGCAAUUUUUUGCUGCAGAGAGUUGGGCGAAACAGCAACAGGCAGGAAGACCAUCAUCACUCGCCCUUCCGUAGGACAGGCAGCUUAGGGAGUAGCCUGCACAUGGUAGUGCCUUCCCCGCAUGCAGAGGGGGACAGAAGAUCCAUGGUCGUCUCGCCUGUGCUCUGGCCAGUACGCGGAGGCGGCAGUAACGGGAACGUUCAGCAGACGCCAGGUGCAUCGAGCAGCAACGCGAUCGCCUCGGGGUCAGCAGCUGUGGCAGCGACACCCCACGGUAAGCUCACAAAGAAGGAGAAGCGUGAGAAGAAGGCGCGCAGAGCAGCGCAGCGCGCAGCGGCACGAGCGGACAAGCAGCGCUUGCAAGUUGAGCACAUCUUUGGCGAGAACGAGGCUGGUACGAGCGCGUUGGCCUCUGCUCCUUCCACGCCUACUGUUGGAGGGACUUCUGCACUUGCGGCUGCCCCUGCCUUGCAAGCGCCGCCCAGCCUCUCGCCAUCGAGUGCGAUGCCUAAGCUUUCCCUCACCGAAGCAUCGCCAAGGGCCUCACCGGCGCCGCGCGAUGAUCAGCAGCAGCAGCAGGCCAGUGGAGCAGCAAUUUCUACAGCGCCCGCCACCUCGCAGCACCAGCACCAGCAACUGGGCCUCCAGCCACAGCAGAAGAUCGACCUCUCCCUGCCAGGCAAUACGCCCCCCACGCGCGCUGUAGCAGGGAACGGUCCUGUGCCUAGCCUGCCCUCUUCCACCUUUGGUGGACCAAUGACCUCACCCCUCUUUGGUGGCCUCUUUGCCCCACUGAACAUGAGUGCGCAGGACGAGAAUGACUUGGAGAGUCAGGGUGGGCCUGGUGGGGCCGAGGCGCUUCGUAUCUGAGACAACGCGGCGCAUGGUGAUGACCCUUGUUGUUUGGUCUCUGUUCUCUGUCUCGUCCUCCUUUCUGUUUCAUAUCACAUCAACGACACCAACGAAAGAACAUUUGUCUCAUCCGCAAUCUCAAAUUCACAUUGUCUCGUAUCUAUUUCUCCACUGCGUCAGGGUCUCGAUCCUCACCCACUUGACGAAGAUUCUGCAGGGUCCUAA